AUGCGCAUUGUCGUCUUCUUCACAAUGAGGGAUCUGGGCACUCUGGUGGGAAUGGAUGCUUUGGCGUAUCAGUGGCCUCGGACCCUGCUCUAUGCGUUUCCUCCGGUGGACCUGAUUCAGGCCACGGUGGAGAGGUUCCGUCAGGAGGCGCAGCGUUCUCUCCACUCUGCACUGGAACACCUGAUUUACUACAACCUUCAGUCGCGCCACUGCACCGAGGAAGAGCACACAGACACAGCAGUAAUGGGAGCGGUUGCUUCACAUGAUGGUGCUACAAAUAGUGGUACUUCAAAUACCAACAGUCAUAACGACAACCGUGUUGAUAACAGUCAUUCUGUAUCAGGACAAAACCAAAACAUAUCAGGCCAAAGCAAGAUCGACGGCGGAGUUACAUUUGGCAACAUGACCCAGACCACCACUCAGACCGCUCAACCCGGAACUCCCCAAAAAACUGUCUCACCCAGCAUCACCAUAGCCAACGUUACAGGUGGCAAAGUGCGUCUCUACUACAAGGUAGAGAAGAUUUCUCUCGAUGACCUCAUUGAGGGGAGUCAACUCAAGAAGGGCGAAUCCAUGCUCAUCCUGGAAGGCACCUUUAAGAAGACCCCCCUCCCUCAGAGCCUCUAUGUCACUGGCUUCCAAGUAGAAUGUAGCAAUACACAUAGCUGCCCUGAGGAAUCCCCACUGAAUGGGCUGGACAACCUCCUAGCAGAGUAUGCUGAGGGUCAGCCCAAGUCCUACAUCCUCACUGUUGACAAAGAUGUGAAGCUAGCCAAGAAAGGAGAGAUCUGGGUGGAUGAGGACGGGGUGGAUCACAACCCCAAAAAGUAACGCCACCAGGAAACCUCCUGUAUCUUAACACCCUUUAUUAAUCACAGAUUAAACUACAUACAAAUUAUUGAUUAAAAAUAAAGAUAAGUGAAAUAGUGCUUCAAGAUACACUGAGUGUAUGGUAGAAAUCAGCAAUGUAAUCAAUGUUUUUUUACGAAUAAAUACGUUACUGAUAAAAUAAUUUGUGUUUAAAGAUAAAUGAUGAAAUAAUUCUACCCUGAAACCUAACUAUUAGUGAUAUAGUUUAUGCAGCAUGUAUAAUGAGUAAUUAAAAUGUUAAACAUAAGUCUAACUGGGUUGGACUGGGAAAGAGAGGAAUGUGUGUGAUAUACAGUGUUGUGAACUCUGGAGAAGGAGAUAACUCUCCUAAAGUUUCGUGUGUAUGUGUGUGCGUAAAGAAGGAGCCUGGUAUAAAAUAGAGGUCUUUGUAUAUGAACUGCAGAGUGCCCUCGUAAAUAAACAUUUUGACUAUUGUAA
Molecule: messenger RNA, 1308 nt
Organism: Salmo salar (Atlantic salmon)
Lineage: Eukaryota; Metazoa; Chordata; Actinopteri; Salmoniformes; Salmonidae
Source: RefSeq, a predicted model, not a curated record